Caenorhabditis remanei is the source of this 630-nucleotide messenger RNA. RefSeq lists its product as uncharacterized. The transcript is spliced from 7 exons. The coding region runs from base 1 to 630 and encodes 209 amino acids. The record is from RefSeq and is a predicted model, not a curated record. Lineage: Eukaryota; Metazoa; Nematoda; Chromadorea; Rhabditida; Rhabditidae.
AUGUUAGCUUCGGCUCUUAUCUUCUCUCCUUUUUUCCUUCUUUUUGUGGAAUCUUGUCUUAAAAUUAAUUACUCGACACCACCAAAAUGCGAGUGUAAAUCUCUCGCAUUGGAUGCAUCUAACAUGCAACAGAAUAUUGGAACUAGUUCAUUCUAUCCAAAUAUCUCUCUUCAUUCAGUUCAUUCUCCAAUUGUCUCGAUCGAUGACUGUGUUCUAACUGCUCACUGUAUGGAAAAUUACGAUUUAGUCGGUUUCGACCCGGAAAAGGCCACCAUGUUUGGUAAAUACAAUGCAGAAGGAUUCUGUGAUCCAUAUACUCAGAAAUGGAUAAUUGAUAAUGGCGAUGGCGUUGGAUUGACAACUUACUCUCAAUUUUUUGGGAUUUGUGUGGACUACUCGAAACAAGCAACAACUCCUGUUCCACAAUCGAGGUGUAGAGAUUGUCAUGCUCUCGCUUUAUAUAACAGUCAUGGAACAGACGAUUUAAUCGGCUUCUCUUCAGCAUGGUACCUUUAUAACGGAUGCUCGCAAGAACAAAUAUAUUGUAACAGAGUAGAUGAUCUAGUUUGUGAAGUUUUUGGAAUAAUGGCGACAACUGAUUCUGGAACUUAUCGAAUUGAAGAUGCAUAG